UUAAGCAUCACAGUGUUUGUAAAAUAGAAAUAGAAAUCCAUCUGAUGUCUCAGAAAGGGGAAAUUCUAAUACAGUAAUACAUUGGUAGUGAUUAUCAACUGUUUUUCUUAUUACUCCUUAUUCCUUUCCAUCAUCCUCUGCUCCCUCUUUUAGGUGCUAAUAUCUGGAUCACUUAAUGCCAUUACAGACGUCCAAGUGGCUGAAAUAUUUAUUGUCAGGGAGAAUUUCAAUUCACUGCUCCUGAAAUGCUGUAGCCUGCCAAGAAUUACACCCUGAUAGUGCUUUAAAUUUGUAAUAUUCCACUGACAGUGUGCUGAUGAGGUCACUUUGACAUAGAGAAAUAACCAUGUUUUUACCCAUUAGAAAAACAAACCGCACAAAAAUACGCUACUUGUGAUAGACUUCUAUUUCUAACUGCACUAUGCUGCCAUAAAAAUAAUCUAUAAUUUUCAUUGUAUGUAAACUUGAGUUUUCAGCUCUAAUGGGUUUUGAAUGAUGUCACUGUUUAGAAAACUAAACCCCAAAACAUCUUAAAAGAUUUGGCUCUGUUAAAUAUUUGCUCACAGCUUUGAUAAGCAUUGUAUUCCUUAGAACAAAAGAGCUUUUCUCUCUGUGUGAGACCAUGAUUAUAUGUUAGGCAAAAAAUACAUUGAUUCUCAAAAGUUUGAACAUUGAACUUUUUACAUAAUCAAUAAUCUGGUGUACCCCUUACUUUCUGCUGGCUGUUGGUUGUCUUCAUUUAAAUUUUGAGAAUAAAUACUUUCUUAUGUAACUCAAUGUUACCAAAUUGGGUGCUUCUUUCUUCAAAAAUAUUAUUAAACAUCACUAAAUUGUCACAAUAUUACACAUUUGUUGAGCAGAACCACAGUGAAGUCAUUAAGAAGCUUACAGGCGUUCUGUCAGAUUAGGGUUUUCUCCUUCUAAUCCUGUAGAUUACCACUGCACAGCCUGCUGGCUGUGAGUCCUCCGUUGCGCUGUGCAGGUUCUUUACAUUGAUAUAUAUAUUUUUUUGUAGCCACCACAUCGAUGAAUUAAGUUGACUAAGAUGGAUGCAAUCUGUUGAGGAGAGGUCAAAGGUAGGCGGAAUUGCAGAUUUUGCAGGUGGGAGAAAGCUUUAAAAACAUCAUAUGUGACUGGGUAAAGCAGGAAUGCAUUGUGAGGUGGAUUAUCCAAAACACAACAUGGAUUCCUAAAUGUUUUUAUGGAGAUCUAUUUUCUUGUCUAAACAAAGAAUAGGUGCUGGUGAGAGCAACAACCUUGCACCUCAGUGGGUCAUCGACUGAGCAAAUAGGAUCAUCUCUUCUUGGGACUACUGCAGAUGGUCUCCAUCGCUCAGUGAAAUGGAGACAGAGCCAUGUUGUGAAGAGCAGAGGGAUGGUGUGUUGGAUCCCACAGAGCCUGAAGUAGCGGAAUGCGUUUCUGAACCUGCAGACUGCGAUCAUCUGAACAAACUGCCUUGUGGGCCUCCAGAACAAGGUGAAGAACUCUGUAGGAAAGACCCAUCUGAUAUCGAGAACCAUGCAGUAGAGAGUAAAGACACAGAGAUAAAAAGCUUAUUCAGCUGCAAGCAAGAGAGAGAACAAGCAGAAUGCAAGGUAAAGAAAAAACUGAAGAAAACAAACAGCUGGAAGAUGGUCCGGUUUCAAGACCCCUCGACAGAAGAGGAUGUUGUGGAGAGGGACAGCUCAGCAGAGAUUCUCUUUCCAGAACACGCUGUGGAGGAAUGGACAUGUGCUCAGUUUGAGGAGCUUUUCGCGGCAGAGGACUGGGAGAACAUCACUGAGGACCGGCUGUUGAGGAAGAAAAUUCUGGAAUCAGGAGACCAACAGGUCCUGCGCUCCACCUGGGGUCAAGAAGUCACUGUGAAGAUGCAGGGUGUUCUUGAGGACCGGACUGUGGUGGAGAAGGACUGCAAACUUGUCUUUGUUAUCGGAGAGGGAGAUGUAAUACAGGCUCUAGAGGAGUGUGUCAUGUCCAUGCAGAAGGGGGAGAUCACAUUACUGCUGGCUGAUUCUCAGUAUGCCUAUGGACUUCUGGGAAGAGAGCCUGACAUCCCAGCAUGGGCUCCACUACUCUACCAACUGCAGCUGCUGGACAUCAGAGACAAACCGGACCCGGAAACUCUGCCCAUCGCUGACCGCAUCCGCAUUGGCAACCAGAAGAGAGAGCGAGGAAACUUUCACUUCCAGAGAGAGGAGUACAGCCUGGCUGCCAGAGCUUAUUAUGUAGCUCUGGAGGUGCUGACCACACGCAGCCAAGAUGGUAAUGAUGUUGGCAUGAAGGAGGAGGAGGAAGAGGUGCGGGAAUACCGAGUGAAGUGUCUGAACAACCUGGCCACCGCUCAGCUCAGACUGGAGCAGUUCAACGAGGCACUGCACACCAGCCGGGACGUCCUGACCCUCCAGCCCAACAACGUCAAGGCCCUUUUCAGGACCGGAAAGCUGCUGUCAGAUAAGGGUGAAUACAAAGAGGCCAUGGAGGUGCUAAAACAGGCCUUGAAACUGGAGCCAACCACCAAGGCAAUCCAUGCAGAAUUGUCCAAACUUGUCAAGCGACAAUCAGGAGGCAAAGAGACGCAACAGUGGAGAGUCAAACCAGCAAAGGUGCUCGGAGAUGAUAUCACACCAUUCCUUAUUCCUUCUAAGAAAAAGUCUCCAGGACUUUCCUGGAAGUUCAUUCUGGGAGCUCUGGUGGUGGCAUUGGGCAGCUUGGUGACUUCUGUGAUUAUGACUGCAAGAAACUAAAAAUCCUCAGCAGGAAGAAAAAAUAUGUGAUUCACU
Gambusia affinis (western mosquitofish) is the source of this 2780-nucleotide messenger RNA. RefSeq names its product FKBP prolyl isomerase 16 (gene fkbp16). Gene Ontology annotation, molecular function: protein binding; peptidyl-prolyl cis-trans isomerase activity. The transcript is spliced from 8 exons. The record is from RefSeq and is a predicted model, not a curated record. NCBI's taxonomy places the organism in Eukaryota, Metazoa, Chordata, Actinopteri, Cyprinodontiformes, Poeciliidae. Bases 1341 to 2744 code for a protein of 467 amino acids.